UCGCUAGUUUUUUUCCCCUCAUUCCUAAUAUUUCUUUGGGACUUGUUCGCCGUCACUCUUACUCACAAGUCUCUCAUCUCCUCACGGCAAUUGUAGCCACCGAUCGCUACCGUGAAAUUGUUGCCACUGGUUUGCAUCAUCUUCCCUGCAAUCAGCUUGGUGUCUCUCUCUCUCUCUCUCUCUCUCUCUCUCUAUAUAUAUAUAUAUAUAUAUAACUCUUAUUUCGGCCCUUCUUCUCUCAUGCCAAUCACCACCAAGAGUGAUAUUUUGCCCACCAUGUUGCCAUACCAGCCGAUGGCCACACCGUACAACCUACUGUAUGCUCUCUGUCUCUCCACCUUUUCCAUUCUCUGUCAUUCAAUACAUAUGGAGAUGGUAGUAUAUUUGCUUUUCAUUUUUUGUAUGUAAGAUAUUUUCUUGAUUUAAACUACCCACAUAAUGAAUUGUAUGUUAUAACUUAGGAAAACCACGAUUUGUUUUUAGGACAAAUAUCGGUUCAUAUUGAAACAGAGGUUGAAGGAUGGGGAUUACCAAGUCCGGUUUUAUUGUGUCUUCAAGAUGGACUCAAAAUACCCAAUGAGAAAUCAUCUCAUGAGUUUGCCUUGUUUUGGGUGCACGAAGAACCAAUGUUAUUGGCCAAUUUUAAACUUAGUAGUGAUGGUUAUAUAAAUAUAGAUUAUAAUUAAUUAAUGUUUUCUUUGGGUAAUUAUUUUUACUAUGUUUCCCUAUUUUAACAACACAUAAACUUGAGUAUUCAAGAUGCUUCUCUACUUAGUGGCCUAUUAUAGUAUAUUAUACUUUCUAUUAAGAUUUGAUAAAUCUUUUUGCUCACUAUAAGGUAAAUAUGCUAGUAUAGCCAACUGUGCAAACCAUUUCCCAAUUACAAUUAUUCAUUUAGAAUGCAUAUAUCCAAUGAAUGUGCCUUACUAAAUCAUUAUGUAGAUUUAUUUGAUGCAAUUCACAAUCGCCAUAAAAUUAUGCUUCACAUUAAAGCCAUUAAAAUCGUGGUGAAAAGUUUUUUGAACUGUUGUUUAUAUUGGCACAUCAAAUUCGCCCGCAAAUGAGCAGUCAAAAGAGAGAGGAGUCUGCUCUGUCUGCGAUGAUGACUUUGUUGCAGCAGUGGGUAGUCAUCGUUACUGACCGAAUCCAACCGCUUGCGCGCAAUUUCUUGUAGUGUCGAGGCCAAAAUCGUCAUUACAACUCACUUUGUAUAGUUCUGUUUUCCUAUUUGACGGACUAUAUAUUUAACUUUUUGCCUUAUUUUGAAAAUGGUGCUCGGAUGAUACUCUCUCCCUUGGUUGAACAACACAUUGUCACCACUGCUGCGACCUCAACCUUGCUACCAUGCCGUCAAAUCGUCACUGGUAAGCUCCUUGAUUGUAUGUGAAAUUUCCACCAUCGAACUACUUAAUUAUCUCUCUGAUCUACAUCUAUAAAUCUCACGAAGGCCCUCUCUCCCUCCCUCUCUCACUAGUUAUGCCCUAGCCUCUCUCAAUGCCAACUCCCUUUGGGAAAUUAAAACACUAUGUUGCCAUACUAACUGAGCAUUUCAGAGUGCCAGCCACCUCCUGCGGUAUUGAUCCAAGUUAUACACAUUGGAUCUUUCAUGAGGAGGGUGAAAGCUAGAGUGUGAAUUCGUCUUACAGUGAUGAAGAUGGCUUUGAUCCAAGUCGUAACUUUGUUGAUGAUAUGGAUGACAUGCUAGAGGACACGCGGGCUAGGACAUUCAUGGACCAUGCAAGUGGGGAACAUGAAGAUGAAAAUGUCCAGUCAAAACAAAGAACAUAGGCGUAAACAAAGGGUGAACCAUACAAGCGGAAAGACUUCAUUUGUUGUACUAAUGGAAAGGAAGAAGGAGAAGAAUCUAAUUGAUUUCUACAAAGAUGUGCAUUGGUCGACUAAAAGGGGGAGAUUUAUCACACCAACCACAAAAGACAAUUAUAAUCAGAUGGUUGAAUUGAUGAGUGCCAAAGACCCAGAGGCUCGGACAGAUGAAGCAGUAGCAACCAUAUUUAGGGAGGUAUUGGGACAUAGGUCCUGGUAUAACAGAGAGAUGAGCCACUCUGUUAUGCCCGAAUCAACUAAAGUGGCUGGAGUGAGCAAUGAGGAGUAUGAACGGCUUGCGGAAGAAAAUGAAACAAAUAGGAAAAAUGCAAAAUAUUACCAACAUCGGCUUGAAGAUAUUGAAGGUGGUUUUGCUGCUAUGAGAGAGCAUAUUCGGGAAUAUGAGCAACAUGUUGACUUGCGAAUGUCAGAAGUUGAGUCUCAGAGAGAGACUCAAACUGCAGUUCCUUAGUUGCUGUUUUGUGCAUGCCAACAGUUAAUUUUUUUUUUUUUUUUUUAACUUUUGACCUACACCUUAGUAUAGUAGUACUUUUGAUGAAGGUGUGGUGGGGUUGCUUAUUUAAGACUAUUGCAAGUUUGAAAAGUAGUGAAUAUAUUCUGAUAUUGCUAGCUAGAAAGGGUCAAGGAUCAUGGGAGGUAAAUUGCUUUCUUGCUCUAUAUUAACUCAAUGCUAUAUACAUACUAUAAUGUUGGGUAGAGGUCAUUUAUUCAUAGACCAACUUUUAAUAUAAAUUUUAUUACCAUUAAAGCGACAACUGAAUAAUAUUGGCUUUCGGUAGUCUGCUUGCCAUUUACUCUUUACAAUGAGAGCUGGGUUGCAAUGUUAAAAUACCUAUAGAGUUUCUUGGGGUGGUUGUUGGAAGGAUUAAGAACAAUAAAUGAUUUACCUACUGCUAGCUAAAAUAAAUGAGACAUAAAAAUACAUAAUUUUGUACUCUUCAUUAUAAGGAUAUUGCAUAUACAAUUGGCAUACAUAAUUUCAGUUAUACCUUACUGCCCUGAUAUAUAAUUUUUAGGCAUGCUUAGUGCUUUAUAUAACCACCUAGUGUUGUUGCCUACACUUUAUCUAUAGUGCUAUAGAUAUAUGUCAAUAUAACUACUUUGCCAUUAUGCAGUGUUUAUAUAUACAUCACAGGGAUCUUUUAAAGGAAGGGCAGAAAUGUUAGAAGCGAGCUGCACUAGCAAGGUGGUAGUGAGUGAGAGGUUGUUCAUGGCUCUGUGAACUCUAAGGUCUAUUUUGCCUCCAGUAUGGUGGUCCAAUCUUGGAUGUGCUACCCAAGACCCCAAAAAACAUUAAGUUUAAAUUUUUGCCCCAUUGUAUGUGGGGUAUGUAUUGUACAUGAAUUAUAGUAUAUAUGACUGCUGGCAUAUUGAAAUGAUAUGUAUGGAUGACAAUUUCCCUCUCAUUGCUAAACUAAGUUAUGGACAAAAUUGAAGGAAAAAGUAAUAUCUAGCAUUGAUAUUUGACAUACUGCUA
Messenger RNA from Carya illinoinensis, 3322 nucleotides. RefSeq lists its product as uncharacterized. Lineage: Eukaryota; Viridiplantae; Streptophyta; Magnoliopsida; Fagales; Juglandaceae. The record is from RefSeq and is a predicted model, not a curated record. The transcript is spliced from 6 exons. Bases 1736 to 2296 code for a protein of 186 amino acids.